Molecule: messenger RNA, 2266 nt
Organism: Chiloscyllium plagiosum (whitespotted bambooshark)
Lineage: Eukaryota; Metazoa; Chordata; Chondrichthyes; Orectolobiformes; Hemiscylliidae
Product: interleukin-18-like
Source: RefSeq, a predicted model, not a curated record
CCAUUGUGAAAGGCCUCAAAAAGGGAGAUGAGAGUCUGGAAAAUAUCAUGAGUGAUUUGGGGGGUGGACCACAAGCAUGUCCACCUCUGUCGUUUUGCUGAGGCAAGCUUAAAUUGUCUAAGAUGCUGUACUGGAAAGCUGAUUACAGAGGGGUAAUACCGCGGGCUGCUGACCAACUGUAUUUGAACAAGGUGGGGUUGUUGAUGUGUGUACUCUAAAUUGUAUAAGACAUUGUGAAGCUUUUUUGCUGUGCUGUACCUGAUAUGUAAAUCACAAUAAAGGUCACCUGAAUCUGCCCCGCGACUCGGACUCUCAUUAAAAAUAUGAGAUCUCACAGUGUGUAAUGAGUGCAUGAAGGAUGGGGGAGCGUGUUUAGAGCAUUUGGGAGUGGAUGUGGGAUUGGGAUUGUGUGAGGGGUGUGUGAGGGGUGGAGGUGUGGUGGGAGGUGAGGUAAGGGCAGUGUCUGAGUGGUGGGGGCUGGUUGUAUCUAUCUCACCUGAAACAGUCAAUGAAGAGUUGAAAGCUGAUAAAACUUCUGCCGAAAUCCUGGCACUUUGUCCGGCUGCCUCCAAGGCUGCAGCUCAACACCACUGCCUCGAGAGUAAUUAGGUUUGGGCAAUAAAUACUGGUUUAACCCGUGAUCGCACUUCCUUCAAAUAAAUUAGAAAUACACCGAGGGAGAAAGUGCAAUAAAUGACAUCACUGAAGGAAAUGAAUCAUCUGUCAGCUGUGGGUGGAUAAAAAGCUCAGUUUGUACAGAAGCAGGAGAAUACACAAUCUAUGUUUGCAAGGCGGAGGGUGGACAUAGUCACCAGAGUGAUUCUCACUAAAUCUCUUAUCCUACAAGAAAUGGAAAAGUGGCAGAAACUGAGACCAGUUGAGUUCAAGAAUGGCAUCUUGUGGCUUGAAGAAUCUCCAAGAGAUUUCGAGGAAGACUGUCUCGAAUUUUCACACAAGGACAGCGUGUUUGUGAAGGAUUUUCAUCAGAAACUAUUGGUAUUCACAGGAAAAGAAAGUUGCGGAGAAGCAAAAUUUCGUGAUCUGAAUAAGAUCGAAAAGGCUGAUGCAAUGAGGCCUGACAACUUAGUGAAUGGCAUCAAGUUUGACGUAAUUUACCACGAGUUAACAAACUGCAAAACAUGUGGAUUCAAGGAUUCAUUUCCAGUCUCCUUUGUAGUUCAUUACAACUCAAAGACAUAUCAAAUGUCAUGCAGCGAGUCCAAAUGUAUUGAAUUUCUAGAGCAGAAUACCACAGAAGAAGAAAUAGUGGAUAGGAGCAAACGCAACAUCAUAUUCUACAGGAAGGCUCUCGAGGGACAAUUUUCAAUGUUUGAAUCGGAGUUGGCACGUGGUUACUGGUUGUGUGCAGAACAUGAAAAGGGACUUUAUAAAUUAGCAUUGAAGGAGGUGAAAGUAGACGUUGACGAAGGAACCCUGCUGAGGUUGUCACUGUGUAAAUAGAAUACCGGGAAGAACCCAACUAGAACCCUAAAAUUAAGGUGACGCCUCCCCCACCCUCUAAAAAGGUGCAACGUUGAGAAUGACUCUAAGCUGACAUUUUACAUUAGUGACCUGUACAUUUUAAUCCACAUUGCAGUUAUUUUAGGCAUUGCAUCACCAUUUUCCCCCCAAAUUGAUAAUUAUCAGUGGUUUGUAAAAAGAAAUGUACAUAGUUGCCUCAGGGAAAAUGUAGUCAAGCAAAUGUUUUGAUUUACUAAGGGGUUAAUCUGUAACUUUACUAGGGUAGGGAUAUUUUUAGAAGUAGUUGCUUUAGCAGAGAAGGAACAAGUUAACAUUUGUUUGGAUAAUCAGAUCUGAUGAAGAUCGAAAGUUGUGCAGUUAUUCUUACAUAUGGAACAGAGGUAAAUACCUGUAAAGUUGCUUAACUAUAUUUAGUGUAUUUUACCAUCCUUUUGUCAUUGUGGAAACACUUGCAGGUAGGUUUACCUGCUACAGAACUACUUUUUAAAAACAAAUCUAUGAUGCCUGUCACUUAUACUUGUUCAAAUUUGUUCAAAUGCAAUUUAAAUAGAUUCAAACUGAGGUCUACUCAGUGAGGCUGGACCCUUUACCUUUGGUAACCUUGUGUGGGGCAAUAAACCCCACCCAGCAUGGCUUUUCUGUAUCAAUCCUCCAACAUAGUAAGUGUCCUCAUCAUUGAUAUUCAUUUAUAACAGAUUCAUUUAUAACAAUGACGGUUGGAGGAAGAACGCCUCAUCUUCCGGCUAGGAACCCUCCAACCACAAGGGAUGAACUCGGAUUUCAC